Molecule: messenger RNA, 1030 nt
Organism: Rhagoletis zephyria (snowberry fruit fly)
Lineage: Eukaryota; Metazoa; Arthropoda; Insecta; Diptera; Tephritidae
Product: peritrophin-1-like
Cellular component (GO): extracellular region
Molecular function (GO): chitin binding
Source: RefSeq, a predicted model, not a curated record
AUAGUUGGCAAGUACUGAGACCUUCUGCCUUGCUGACUAAGCUAUAAAUGUGAAGAAGCUUAUUGGAAAAUCAGUAGUAACAUUGCCCACAUUCGCAUCGAAAGAUUCGAGCAAUGGCUUGCAAAUUUAGCGCUUCGCAAACAAAUCUGCUGUCUUUAAUGAUCUUUUGUUUAUGGAUCGCGACAGCUGUGACCUUGAAUGAAAGGCUUGAACAAACCUUCCGCCACCCCGAUUGCCCACUUGCCGACGAUCCUAUGCACCCAAUACACUUGCCUUACCCCAGCGAUUGCCACAAGUAUUACACUUGCAAAAAUGGGUAUGCCUACGCAAUGCUGUGUCAGAACGAGCUACAAUGGAGUGUGACAACCUAUCGCUGUGAUUUUCCUUCCGUCGCGAAAUGUAAUAACACUCAUCCCAAUCCAAUUGAUACAACCUAUGGUGGCGCAUUUCCCGCAUCGGAAGGCGUUAUAUUCAAGACAGAUGCCAAGGAUUGCAACAGGUUUUACAGUUGUAUGCCGAUGCGUUGCCCUCGCUCCCAGCAUUGGAAUGGAAUGUUAAAUCGCUGUGAUUCACCACAAAAUACCAUUUGCGAUGCUUCUGCACAAAUGUGGACGCAACCACCAUUCAUAGAUAAUUCAAUACCGACCGCUGCAACACCUCCAGCAUAUGCUAACGGUGAACUAUUGCCCGCCUCAAUCGCGCCAGCUUACGAAGACGAGCCCGCGCGCUUAUUGACCUUAUGUAGUACACCCGGCGUUGAUUAUGUACGUCACCCGUAUGACUGUCAUAAAUUCAUCCAAUGCGAUGGCUUUGCUACGGUGCAUACCUGCGCGAAUAAUCUUUACUGGAACUCGGAAGUAAUGGCAUGCGAUCGGUAUUGCAAAUAAUAAUAAUAUUGUACUUAUGUAUGUGGUUAUGUGCAUUUCUAUUUUAUCAUAAAUAUAUGUAUAUUUUAUUGUAUAAAUCUUCAAUGAAAAUUGUUUUACUUAUAAACUUAUAUAUUUUACCCGAAUUUAUAUUAAAGGAAUUG